AUGGAAAGAGCUAUGUCUUCGAAGGAACACGAGGACAAGGACUCAUCGCCCAAUGAUGGGAACAAUUCUUAUGCCGAAUCGGUACAAAGUUUUGAAGCUCACAAUGCUGAAGACCCAGAGCAGAUGGGUGCUACUUCGCAAUUAUCGCGCCAUAUAAGUCAAAUGCUGUCCAAUGAGGAUGGUGUUGAAAGAUUGGCUUCUAUGGCAAGAGUCUUGUCUACCAAGACCAAGAAGGAAAUGGACAAAUUUGAAGUGGAUACUUUGGAUUUUGAUCUACGUGCACUUUUGAACUAUUUGAGAUCACAUCAGUUGUCCCAAGGUAUUGAACCAGGUGAUUCCGGUGUUGCUUUCAAGAAUUUGACAGCAGUCGGUGUCGAUGCUUCUGCUGCUUUCGGCCCUAGUGUUGAAGAAAUGCUUAGAAACCUUGUGACUGCACCAGCGCAUAUGUCUCGUUUGUUCGGUAAGAAAGAUGAUGUUCCUUUGAGAAACAUCAUUCAAAAUUGUUCCGGUGUUGUCGAGUCCGGUGAAAUGUUGUUUGUUGUCGGUAGACCAGGUGCAGGUUGUUCUACUUUGCUAAAAUGUGUCUCUGGUGAAACUAGUGAAUUGGUUGAAGUUAAUGGUGAAUUCUCUUACGAUGGUUUGGAACAACAUGAGAUGAUGUCUAACUACAAAGGUUACGUCAUCUACUGUCCCGAACUGGAUUUCCAUUUCCCAAAGAUUACAGUUAAAGAGACUAUCGAUUUUGCACUAAAAUGUAAAACACCAAGAGUCAGAGUCGAUCAAAUGACUAGACAAGAAUAUGUCGAUAACGUCAGAGAUAUGUGGUGUACCGUUUUUGGUCUAAGACACACUUACGCUACCAAGGUUGGUAACGAUUUCGUUAGAGGUGUCUCUGGUGGUGAAAGAAAGCGUGUAUCUUUAGUGGAAGCUCAAGCUAUGGGUGCUUCGAUUUACUCAUGGGAUAAUGCCACUAGAGGUUUAGAUGCUUCCACUGCGUUGGAAUUCGCACAGGCAAUUAGAACAGCUACUAAUAUGAUGAAUAAUUCGGCUGUCGUUGCCAUUUACCAAGCUGGUGAAAACAUCUAUGAACUUUUCGAUAAAGCUACAGUGUUAUACAAUGGUAAGCAAAUUUACUUUGGACGUGCUGAUCAAGCCGUCGGAUACUUCCAAAGAAUGGGUUGGAUUAAACCAAACAGAAUGACUUCUGCUGAAUUCUUGACAAGUGUUACCGUGGACUACGAAAACAGAACUUUGGACAUUGCUCCUGGUUACGAAGAUAAAGUCCCUAAAUCCGGUUCAGAGUUUGAAGAAUACUGGUUAAACUCCGAAGAGUACCAAGAAGUGCUAAGAAGUUACGAUGACUACCAAGCUAGACAUCCUGCAGCAGAAACCAGGGACAGAUUAGAAGUUGCCAAGAAGCAAAGAUUACAAGUUGGUCAACGUGCUAAGUCCCAAUUUGUUGUCAACUACUGGACUCAAGUCUGGUACUGUAUGAUGCGUGGUUUCCAAAGAGUUAAAGGUGAUUCGACGUAUACAAAGGUUUAUUUGUCUUCUUUCUUGAUUAAAGGUUUGGUUGUUGGUUCCAUGUUUCACAGAAUUGAUCCCAAGAGUCAGUCCACUACAGAAGGUGCUUACUCUCGUGGUGGUCUAUUGUUCUACGUCUUACUUUUCGCUGCUGUUACUUCUUUGGCCGAAAUUGCCAACUCUUUUGCAACUAGACCAAUUAUUGUCAAACAGAAAUCUUACUCCAUGUACCACAUCUCUGCUGAAUCAUUGCAAGAAAUUUUCACCGAAGUUCCAACUAAAUUGAUCGCAAUUGUCGUUUUGUCUUUGGUCUCCUACUGGAUUCCAUACUUGAAAUUUACCGCCGGUGCUUUCUUCCAAUACAUGCUUUACCUGUUCACAGUCCAACAAUGUACUUCUUUCAUCUUCAAGUUUGUCGCUACACUUACAAAGGAUGGUGAAACUGCCCAUGCUGUUGGUGGUCUUUAUGUUCUGAUGCUUUGUACUUAUACUGGUUUCGUCUUGCCCAUUGGACAAAUGCAUCAUUGGAUUAGAUGGUUUCACUAUCUAAACCCAUUGACCUAUGGGUUUGAAAGUUUAAUGUCCACUGAAUUUCACGGAAGAGAGAUGUUAUGUAGUAAUAUGGUGCCAAGUGGUCCUGGUUAUGAAAACGUUUCCGUCGCUAACCAAAUUUGUGACGCAGCUGGUGCUAUAAAGGGACACUUGUAUGUUAGCGGUGAUGCUUACAUCAAGAACCAAUACCAUUUUGCCUACAAACAUGCUUGGAGAGAUUGGGGUAUUAAUGUCGUUUGGACAUUUGGUUAUAUUGUCUUAAACGUCGUGCUAUCUGAAUUUUUGAAACCAUUGGAAGGUGGUGGUGAUUUACUGCUAUACAAGAGAGGUCAUAUGCCUUCUUUCGGUACCGAAUCUGCCGAGGCCAGAACUGCUACCAGACAAGAAAUGAUGGAAGCUUUGAACGGUCCAGGUGUCGAUUUGCAAAAGGUUAUUGCCAGUAAAGAUGUUUUCACUUGGAACCACCUGGACUACACUAUUCCUUACGAUGGUGCAACCAGACAAUUAUUGAGUGAUGUUUUUGGAUACGUGAAACCUGGUAAAAUGACUGCUUUAAUGGGUGAAUCUGGUGCUGGUAAGACUACUUUGUUGAACGUUCUUGCUCAAAGAAUCAAUAUGGGUGUUAUCACAGGUGAUAUGCUUGUCAAUGCUAAACCAUUGCCUGCCUCUUUCAACAGAUCUUGUGGUUAUGUUGCACAAGCUGAUAACCAUAUGGCCGAACUUUCUGUCCGUGAAUCCUUGAGAUUUGCUGCCGAGUUAAGACAACCUGCUUCUACUCCAUUGGAAGAAAAGUACGAAUACGUCGAGAAAAUCAUUACUUUAUUGGGUAUGCAAAACUAUGCUGAAGCAUUGGUCGGUAAGACCGGUAGAGGUUUGAAUGUCGAGCAAAGAAAGAAAUUGUCUAUUGGUGUUGAACUGGUUGCAAAACCAUCUCUAUUGUUGUUUUUGGAUGAACCUACUUCUGGUUUAGAUUCUCAAUCCGCUUGGUCCAUUGUCCAAUUCAUGAGAGCUUUAGCAGAUUCCGGUCAGUCCAUCUUGUGUACCAUUCAUCAACCUUCCGCUACUUUAUUCGAACAAUUUGAUAGACUACUGUUAUUGAAGAAGGGUGGUAAGAUGGUUUACUUUGGUGAUAUCGGUGAAAACUCUAAUACUUUGCUAAACUACUUCGAGCGUCAAUCUGGUGUUAAAUGUGAUAAAUCUGAGAAUCCUGCUGAAUACAUGUUAAACUGUAUCGGUGCUGGUGCAACUGCCAGUGUUGAUGCCGACUGGCAUGAACUAUGGAAGAGUUCUCCUGAAUGUGCUGCCGCAAGGGAAGAAGUUGAAGAACUUCAUAGAGUUCUUCCAAGUAGACCCACCUCAGAUGAUCCGGAACUUGCAACUAGAUUUGCUGCUUCUUAUGCAGCUCAAAUGAAGGCCCUGUUGAGAAGAACCGCUCUGCAAUUCUGGAGAUCUCCAAUCUACAUCAGAGGUAAGUUCUUAGAAUGUGUGUCAUGUGCUCUUUUCGUCGGUCUUUCUUAUGUUGGUGUCAACCACUCGAUUGCUGGUGCCCAACAAGCUUUCUCCUCCAUUUUCAUGAUUUUGCUGAUUUCCCUGGCUAUGAUCAAUCAAUUGCAUGUUUUCGCUUAUGCAAGUAGAGAACUGUACGAAGUGAGAGAAGCUGCUUCAAACACAUUCCACUGGAGUGCUUUGUUGUUGAGUCAUUACAUGGUCGAAACUAUGUGGUCUACCAUUUGUCAGUUCAUGUGUUACAUUUGCUACUACUGGCCUGCCCAAUACAGCGGUAGAGCUUCACAUGCCGGUUUCUUCUUCUUCUUCUACGUGCUAAUCUUCCCAGCUUAUUUCUGCUCUUACGGUUUGUGGAUUCUAUACAUGUCCCCAGAUGUUCCUUCUGCUUCGAUGAUCAACUCCAACCUGUUCGCAGCCAUGUUGUUGUUCUGUGGUAUCCUGCAACCCAAACAAAAGAUGCCUGGUUUCUGGAGAAGAUUCAUGUACAACGUCUCGCCAUUCACUUACGUUGUCCAAGCACUUGUUGGUCCACUAGUCCAUGGUAAGCCAGUUAUCUGUAACGAACAUGAAUUCACCAAGAUGGACCCUCCUGAGGGCCAGACCUGUGGAGAAUACUUGAGCACCUACAUGAGCAACAACCCCGGUUACCUAACCAACUAUGACGCCACCUCCGACUGUCGCUACUGUCCUUUCUCGGUGCAAGACGAGGUCGUCGCACAAUUCAACGUCAAGUGGAAGCAAAGAUGGAGAAACUUCGGGUUUAUGUGGGCAUACAUAAUCUUCAACCUCUUCGCCAUGUGUAUCUGCUACUACAUCAUGAGAGUUAAGGUUUGGUCGUUGAAAUCGGUGCUAGAUUUCAAGAAAUGGUUCAACGGACCAAGAAAAGAUAGACACGAAAAGGAUACCACUAUCUUCCAGCAAAAACCAGGUGACACGGACAAGAUCAAGAAGACUUAG
This is a messenger RNA of Torulaspora delbrueckii, 4539 nucleotides long. RefSeq names its product ATP-binding cassette multidrug transporter PDR12 (gene PDR12). Gene Ontology annotation, cellular component: membrane. The transcript has a single exon. The record is from RefSeq and is a predicted model, not a curated record. Gene Ontology annotation, molecular function: ABC-type transporter activity; ATP hydrolysis activity; ATP binding. Bases 1 to 4539 code for a protein of 1512 amino acids. NCBI's taxonomy places the organism in Eukaryota, Fungi, Ascomycota, Saccharomycetes, Saccharomycetales, Saccharomycetaceae. Gene Ontology annotation, biological process: transmembrane transport.